AUGGCGAGGACGAAACACUUCACCCCUGGCCCAAAGCGCCGCCAGAGGAAUUUUCAGGGGAGGUCGCCGCAGUCGUCGCGGGGGAAGGGGCGAGGGCGGCGGCGAGAUACUGGUCUCUGAUGACGUUUUCGCCGAUCUAUGUUCUUCUAUCUCUCCCUCCCUUCUUCUGCCUGUCUUCGUCUGGGUCCGAAACCUAGAUGCUCUAGAUCUGUGCGGUAACUCAUACCAUUCGAUUUAGCAGGUGAAUCGAGUCCCAGUGAGGCACCGGAGCUGAGUCGGAGCCCCAGGGUAACCACAUUUCCUCGCGUGAACUGCACAUUCCCAUUUCUCAGCUGAAUACACGUUUCCGCAGGCUUCUGAUCUCCUCUUUACUUCGUUCCUCUGUGUAUCGCAUGAUCUCUCUGUAAAUAAAUUCGGCAGGCUCGUGGAGAAGGUUCCGCAGCUCGGGCCCCCGCUGGUUAUUUUCACUGAACCCGUGAUAUUAGUACCUUUCACUUUUACGCGUUUGCAGUCACCGGCAUCGACGAGAGAUUUUCUCAUUUCCCGCUGUUUGUCCUUGGACAGAGAGAAGCACAAAAAGGACACACAGAUUUAAGCCGGGAACAGUGGCCCUCCGCGAGAUAAGAAAGUAUCAGAAAUCUUCUAUGCUUCUAAUCCCGGCAGCUCCAUUCAUCAGAACCGUGAGUUUCCCUGAUCGUCGGUUCAUAGAUUUGAUUCUUCAAUUUCUGUGUUCUGUCGGAUGUAUCUCGUAGAUGCAUUUACUUUCCGUCCUCUGUCACGUGCCUGAGUAGAUGGUCGUCCACAAUUUCAGGUUAGGGAAGUGACUAGUUAUUGUACCAAAGAAGUUACACGAUGGACGCCUGAAGCACUGGUAGCAAUCCAAGAGGUGACGCGACAACCCCAUCAUUAUUUCCCGCUUUUCUAUGUUAUUCAUGCUAUCAUUUGAAAAUUAUAAGGUGAUCAACAAAUCCGUUUGAUGCACAACGGGAGGACUUUUGGUGAAGGGCCUCUGACUGGCUUCCAGUUGUGGAUCACUGAGAAUGUAGAUCUUUUUAUGUAGCCUGGAAAGACUACUUGUUCAAUCUGGCGAGAUGAACGGUAGUUCUGUCUUUGAAAAAUUGCUCUUUCAAGGGUUUUGCUCAUGAAACAUUGAACCUGUCGAUCAAAUCCCUUGGCAUAUCUUAAGUUGUGGGCCUAACUAAGUAUGUAACAUACUAAUAAGGCUAAAGCUUUUGGUUGUCGAAGCAAUGUGUAGUAAGUGCACCAUGAUAUUGCAUAUUUAAAACAAAAACUUCUACCUUCUCAGAAUUUGAAUGAUAAUUGAUGUUCUCAAAGUGCUCUCAAUGUACUUCUACCAAUCUGGCUUGGGCCUCCAAAUAUAUUAGCUAUUGCUGUUAAGUCGCAUAGAUUUCCGCAGAUCAUGCAGCCUUUAUCAUUUAUAGCACCUGAUGGGGUUGAUGAUGGACAGAAUUGGAGGUUUAAAGUGAUUUUCAUUUUUACAGCAUAUGUAAUUAUUUCGUACUCCUACCUGCUUAAUGUAUCCCAAAGUGUGUUCUCAAUGUCCUUGACCAGGUUUUUUAAUAGUUUCCUCCCUUGAUGGAAAUUACUUGCAUUUUGUACAGUCUACUAGUGAAUCCUGGGAACAUAUUAUAUUUCUGUACGAGUUUCUCCCCUUUGACCGACAACUGAUAUCUUCAGUUUGGCAGCCAGAACGUAUGAUGUUACUAUUUGCCUAAUUGCUGAUGCUUUUAAAAGGUUGAUGUAUUUAUAUUUUAGAUGAUUUCUUUGUGAUUUUUUUUUACUGACUUUUAAGACUAAGUAUUGUUAAACCAUCAAAUUUAAGUGAAGCUAGACAUUCUGGUAUAUUCCUCUGUAGCUGGAUUUAACACAAAAAAAAAAUGGAAUUUUUAAUGUUAAAACAUGUUAUAGAUGAUAUGAACUAUUUUUAGGGAUCCAUUUGCAGGAUAUGUUCUUAAGCCAGUGGGACAAAAGGUUAUUCAGUUCAUCUCUCUCAGUAUGUGUGCUCUGAAUAGAAAUGAUUCUCUUCGAUACCCUGCUGCAAGAUUGACUAUUAUCGUAAGUUUUGAUCAUAAAUAGUUUAUUAGUGCAAAAAGUGUGGCAGACGGAGCUAACAAUCAGCAUAACCUCUUGAACCUGGCUGCCAUUUUAUCAAAGAAGCAGACAUCGAAUUAGCUAGCGAAACCCACUUCGUUUGCUGGUCGACUUAGUCAAUGGCACCGUAUAAUGUAUGUGGCACCGUAUGAGUCAUUAUACCUUGAACAAAACUGUAGAAUGGAAUGAUCGACAUGUCAACUAGGCUACCAGUCCCAUGAUGGCCUAAUGAAGCAAGCCUAAGAAAAAAAAUAGCCAUUUCCUCAAUCCAUCAGGAGGGGAAUUUUGACUACGGCUUCAGUCUAAUCAACAGGUUACACAGACUCUUUUUUUUUUUUUGGGGAAUGAAUGGUUAUCUCCAUGAAUCCAAAGGUCAACAUAUGCAUCCUCAUUUUCUUUUUUGCCUAAUCUUGUUAAAGUGACGCUCUCAAACAAGAAAUGAACACCUAAUUACAUUGUUGUCAUCCUCCACCAGUAUCGAAGACAACUCGUCUCCACAUGGUCUUAGAUUGUUUUAAGAAAGCUUGAUAUUAUAAUAAGUUGGAUGAAGCUCGGAUUUCAUGGUACAUUUGGUUGUCAUUUUGUGUGAACAAUUAUGUCAUCAACAACUUAGUUUCCCCAUUGUUUUCUGUAACGUAUGUGCCCAGGAACUUCAACUUUUGAUAAAUACUAUUUUCUUUUACCAUUUUCUUUGGUAUCAACAAAAUCUUGCGUGUCUGCAUGCGUAGGUAUGUUUGUGUCUGUAUGCAUGCAUUCAUGCUUCGAUCCAUCUAUAAGACCCAUCGGUGGAUGUCCGAGUCUUGAGAAGGCCAUACUAAUGGGGGCAAGUUGGAGGAUGCAGAGACCAAGCAUCCCUCUACCUUGCUAGCAAUCUUCCAGGCGUUCUUGUUGAUAUCUACCAUAAUAUCCUUAGAUUUUACUUUUUUCCUCGAGUUCGUACAUCUUCAGUGGCAUAUUUCUCUCUUUUCUAUGAUCUUUAUUGCGUUUGGCUGGUAGUCCUCCAGAGAUGUUCUUCACCCAAGUGUCCGAGGAGCAUUCUCUCUCUCCCUCUCCCUCUUUCUGUAGCGCUGUUGAGUUGAUGCCUGUUUUGUUACGUCUUCAGGCCGCAGAAGACUUCUUGGUUCAUUUGUUCGAGGACGCAAAUCUCUGUGCGAUUCAUGCCAAACGCGUCACGCUAAGUGGGUGAUACCAUUACCUUUCAUUUGUGUCUGGCCUGUGGUUUAAAAUUAUAUGUCCGGUCGGAGAGAGAGAGAGAGAGAGAGAGGGGGGGGGGGGCUAAUGGGUCAGACUUACCUACAUUGAUGACCAUCCAAAGCAUGCUAGAGUCAAUGGUUUUCCAUAGGUAUCUGUGUUGUCUACGGCGUUGACUCGGGUUGCUGUCCAUGAUGUGGCAGUGCAAAAGGACUGGCAGCUGGCAAGGCGGAUUGGCGGCGGAAGACAUUUCUGAGGCGUCCUCCCUCUUCUCACUGUACCGUUCGCGGCGUUGUACCUGAUUUGGUGGCACUAACCUGCUUCCGCAUUCUCCCCUCUCGACUGAAAUGACGUUCUACACCGGGGUGGUCAUUUUCCUCGAUUCUGUCGAUUAUGUAUGAUAUGUCUUCUCUUUGGUUCUCUUCACUAAGUGUUAAUUGAUCUGACUCAAGCCCACAAAGUCAACUAGCCUGCUCUUGAGAGUCUAGAGGCCCCACCCGCUCCAACUCUCUCUCUCUCUCGCUCCCUCCCUCUGCGUUAGUGUAAAUGGUGCCCCUGUGGGUAGAGCUGAAUUUUUAUUGCAACUGACUCUAGAUUCUCUGGUCUUGGGAUAAAACUCAAGCCCGCAAAGUCAACUAGCCUGUUCUUGAGAGUCUAGAACCCGCACUCUCUCUCUCUCUCUCUGCGUAUGUGUAAAAUGGUUCCCCUGUGGGUAGAGUUGAAUCUUUAUUGCAGUUGACUCUGGAUUCUCUGCUCGUGGGAUAAAAGUCAAAAACUGGCCGGUGUAUUGUCUCCCCCGCUUCUCAUUCAUCAGGAGUGAUCACAUGUAUGGACGAAAUCCAUUGCCUAAUUUGGCAAGUACUUCUCAAUGUCAACCAGGCUUAG
Molecule: messenger RNA, 4188 nt
Organism: Spirodela intermedia
Lineage: Eukaryota; Viridiplantae; Streptophyta; Magnoliopsida; Alismatales; Araceae
Source: the annotation of a GenBank genome assembly